CAUGUAUGGUAGCAUAGACUUGUCGCCUAUUCCAUGCUUAUCUUUUUCUUGUUUCUCUUUUUGCUAUUGGACUGCGUUUUCUCUCAGGAUAGACGGAAUAGCGUGACUGGGAUUAUGGACACGAAUGGAAUGUUGAAUGGAGGUACUAUGAUGGAAUGUCAAGAGGAGAUUUACAUGUGCUGUUAUUAUUUAUGUCGAUUUACCCUAGCUGCUGGGAAAUAUGGUUUGGAUGGACUUUGAUCAAUAGGCAUUAUACCCUUGUGUGCAUUCCUAUGGCCCUUGUUCUGUAUGGCUAUCUCAAUCUUCCCUCGUCGGCUUCAGCAUGGUAUCGGUUAUGUAGAAUGGCGUUUUAUACUGGCUGGGCAAAGGAAUGGACAUGAUUCUGUGGGCAAAUUACCAUUAGAUAGUGGAUAAUCAUAAUCUU
This is a messenger RNA of Fusarium oxysporum Fo47, 424 nucleotides long. RefSeq lists its product as uncharacterized. The transcript is spliced from 2 exons. The record is from RefSeq and is a predicted model, not a curated record. Bases 156 to 380 code for a protein of 74 amino acids. Lineage: Eukaryota; Fungi; Ascomycota; Sordariomycetes; Hypocreales; Nectriaceae.